AUUUGUCAAAAGUGCGCCCUCCAAAGGCGCUAAGUCCUAGCCGCAACAACGUAAAAGGAAGCGCUCCGGCUUCCCGGCUACUUGGAGACCUCGUUUUCAUCUUCAGGGGCGACAUUGAGAGAGCAGAGAGGCAUGCCGCGGUUCGAUCCAUGGAACGUGUUCUUGAAGAGAGAGUGGAACCGGAAUUGGCCGUUCCUCGUCGGCUUCGCCAUCACCGGAGCCCUCGUCACCAAGCUCACCGCCAGCCUCACCGAGGAGGAUGCGAAGAAUUCCCCCUUCGUGCAAAGGCACAGGAGGAAAUGACACAAAAUUUCAUCGUCUUUGAAGUCACGUAAAGUCUGGGACCGCUAAAGGCUCUACUAGAGGGGUGCGAGGGACUUUAACAAAACGGCUCUACGGUACAUGGCUAUAUGCCGCAAGGCUAGACACACGUUGUGCACAGUAAGGUGGCAAUUUUGGGAAGUGGAUGACUGGCUCCAGAAGUUCCGGAAAGAUGAAGGAUGAUGGGAUGUCGCAGUCUCAAUUGGCCUUUUGCGGCCUGACGGACGGCCGUGUUGAGCGGCUGCCAUGGCUGAGCUGUUGUAUAGCCAGUGAACUUGGUCAGCUUCGGUCUUGCAUCUUGUUAGGCGUUUGAAAUAGUUGGUGUUCAAGUUUAAACUUUCAUAUGGAUAAUUUAAGUAAGACGAGGGUUUCAUUGAUUUGAGAAAUGGAUUUAAAGUUAAGAAACGAUGGUUUCUGAAGGCACUUUUGAUGUGUUUCUCUUGAAUGUGUACCAUUAGGAUAUUCAUGAAAAUCUGCAUGGAUUUAGAAAUAACUCCCCUGGUGGACACAUACGCUGUGCUUGCAACCAUGUCUGCUGGCACAUCGUUGGUGAAAGAAUGUCAAGUGUGAAGAAAAGAUUUUGGUUGACGCCUUUUGAGCAAAGCGGGUGUACAGCCUAAAAAGAGGAGGUAAAGCUACUUUUUUGGCUGGUGGCUUCUUCGAGUAUUAGUUGUUGGUGGAAGGAAGCUUGGUAUGGCAGACACGCAAGUGCUUGAUAUGUGGUUGGGCUGAGUAAGGAACUCAAAAAGAAAAAACACUGUUAUGAAAUCUGAAUCAGCAACUAAGUUGGAAAGCUACACUGGGUAUGGGUAGGACGUUUGUAUGCUUGAACACUUACUGCACAUCGAGUCAGCGAUGAGGCACAUUGGCGAAAUCAACUUGUUGAAUGACUAUAUUGUCAGAUUGGUAGGAUGCUAUUGGAUACUAGUGAGGUGCUUAGACAUGGUGGGAUGCUUUAAUUGAUUGCCUUUCCUGGUAACAGAUGACUAUGCACUUAGAUUAUUUGGAAUUUUGUUGGAUGAAAGAGAGUGGGAUCACUUAAAUGAUUGAAAGCAUAUGACUUCCAUUAAUGUCUUUAGAAGGUGCGAAUAGACGGAAGGCUAGCUGCAAGUGAAUGGUCUUGCAACAGAGCGUAGGUGGAUUAGAGAGUCAUUCCUUGGUUAAGACAUGAUUUAUUGGUGCAAAUUAGCAGUUUGUGUCAUACCCACACACAUAUAUACAAAUACAUGCACACACAAAAACACCCUCUCUCUCUAUCUCUCUCCUCUAUGUUUCUUUGCUACAUUUAAUAAAGAAAAAUAUGUUCUGUGAUUUUCAACUUCCUAAUCUUGCUCAAACUUUGUUCUGAAUAACUUAAAACAUGUUCCUCUUCUUUGUUAGCAGUGGAUUUUGUAUGUGUGUGCGGACAACGAACAAGCCAAUGCAUGUUAUAAAUGUGUCCUAUUUUACAUAUCUUUUUCUGUUAAGUUCGUUUGACAAUCAAAGGUUCUACAAUUUAGGUACAAGUUUUCAUAAUAUUCAAUGCCACCAAUGAAGUAUGUUGUUUGUUUGUGUAUGCUUAUAUUCAUUUUUGGACUAAGACAACCAAGCCUACGUACUUCUAGUGUGUUAUUUGUCACUUGGUUGUGAUUAACCUCAUAUUUCUGGUUUGCAAAAGUGAAAUCAACAUGUUGCUAAUGCUAAGUCUUUCAUUUUUGGACUUAAAACCCAUAUAAGAUCAAGUGCAGCAUAAGGUUUGGUCUUUGUGAGUAGUUGGCAAAAUCAAAGGGUGUAAACUGUAAGUAUCUUCAAGGUUCAUGACCUACUAGAAGUACAAGUCCUUUUUGUGUUCACAUAUUGACUAAUUUGGUCGGGUAGAAAACUGUUUGUGCUACUAAUUUAGCAUUCGUGCCUGCACUUAUCUAUGCUUUAUGAUCUGAAUAAUGUUUUUUGCAUCAAAAGACCCUUUGUUGUUAAAGGUACUUAUAGUUUAUUCAUGCUACAUUUAAAAGCUUAAACUUCAUUUAUCAUUAACCCCUGAAGUUACAUAUACCUGAAGAACCAUGGCUUAAAAGUAGCUGUUUUUUUCUGAAUUAUCAUGGUGCAUGAAAAUUCAUCUAGUAAUAAUAGGAGCAGUUGUCGAAAUUGGAAGUCAAAUGCAUCUGUCAAAGCCUUAAGAACACUAGUUGGGAGCAGUUGGUUUUAGUCAAUCCAAUUCGAUCGUCUAAAAUAAAAUCAAUGAGAAGGUUUAGCGAUACAACAUUUAGUGUACCAAAGUGAUAAUGAACAUAAAAUUUCAUUAUGAAUCAUGUAAACCACAUAAUGCCAAACCAUGACAAACUGAAACUUGAGUAUUUAAUAUUCCUUAAGAGUUUGUAUAUACAAUAUGUGUGUGUGUGUACACAAGCAAAACAUGUAUACCGAGUUGGAAGAAGAGAGAAACACUGAAAGAGAGUCCAAAAGGAUCUAAAGCGGUGGGGGUCCUUCAAGCAUGUUUGCAGCUUCAUAAGUUUCCAAUAGGGACAAAAAAUAGCUGUGCAGGCAUUUUUGGUACUUUAUUUUAUUUAAGAUAACUGUAUGAGUUUUAUUUAUAUAAGAAAGGAAAGAAAAUAAAGUGGCACCUGUUAACAUUAAGGGGCUCUUUGGAUGACAAACUAAAUUGUGUUUUGGAGACAGCGUUUGGGUGAUGUCAAAACUGGGUUUGUGGAAUAGUUUUGCCAAAAGUCACAAAACUCAUUUUUCGAAAAUGCUUGAUAAACCCAUAGAAAAUUGGGUUUUGCCCCCUCCUCCAGUUUUUUGUCUUAUCACCAAAAAAUACAAAUCAAGUUUUUAAAACUGCUUAAAAACUCAUUUUUUCACAAAACUGGUGUUCACAAAAUGCCGUUUUUUCUAGGGUGUCAUCCAAAUGCUGCCUACAUCAACUACUAGUUACUGAUUGGUCAGCCUAGUCAUCCUACUAGUGUCCACUGCCCAAAGUAUGUAUAGCUGACAUAAAGAGCAGGGACUGGAUGUCUGACUAGUGCAUAGGUUGAUUAGGCGAUGUGUUGGAAUGACUAGCCCCUAUUUUGAUACCAAAAAUAGUGUCAACAUCAAGAGUUUUUGGCUGUGACUGUGUGAUCGAAGGGCAUAAAUAGACUAGUUAUACUCUUUUUUGAAAGAACAAUAAUUUUAGGAUGCUAAAUAACCAGAUUAGUUGCCAUUCAACAAGCUUUAAAGUGCCAAAGUGCUUCAGAUGAUUUGGGAAGGACUGUUUGUAAAAGAUCUGAGAUUAAAGUUUGGAUUGUUGUAACAAUUGCUUAACAUAGGCUUACACCAAGCUUUUCCAUGGGCUACGACCAUAAGACUAUUUCUUUAUGGUGGGAAAUUCUGAUACAGGGACUUGAACACUAGAGUAGAAUAUGGAACUAAUAGAAAAAGGCCCGAGAAAAGUUCUAUGUGUAACUGGUUUCCAACUAAAUCUUCUUUAUGUAUAAGCUUAAAUAAGCUUAUGCUUUCUGUAUUGACUGCAUAUGGGUCCUGACGUUUGUCAAGCUUCCAGACUGAAAUUCAGAGUGAAACUUUGAUCUCCUGGUUAAUGGUUGAUGACCUUAAUACCACAUCGGUGUCAUAUUUAUAUAAAAACGUUGACAUGUAAAUGUUUAUAUCUAGUUGUUGUUUAUAUAGAUAAGUGUCACUUUAAAAUGUUUUAAUGGUAACUAUGUCAGUAAGAGAUGGAGGUUUACUUUUGCAUCAUUGAGCAAUUACUGAAUUUUGUCCCUUUUCCUUGAUGUCCUGCUGCAUUGGCAUUAUUAUUUGUUGGCUUUUAUGAGGGAUUUCUCUAGGAAUCCAUUGACCAUGACACGAUGAUAGAGGAAUUAUGUCCGUGUUAAGUUCCAGUGAAAACAGUAGGGUUGAAUGAACGAUUGGGACAAUGACAAGGAGGACUUGUUCCAUUAAAGCAUGUCCGCUACAUGGGAAUUUAUCGAUAGAAAUAGCUAGCACUUACCAACCAUACAUCUCAAUUUGGUAAUCACUUGAAAUGACACUGUCUAGCGGGGUCCAGGAUUACCUUAACUGUGGUCGCAAAUCCUAAUCUUUCACAGCCAGUUUCACUUUCUUUUGUUAUUGGCUAUCUAUAUCUGUCUCCACGUUCCAUUUCUUAUUUUUCCGGUGCUUCAGUAGUCAAUUCAAUCUGUCUUCCCUUUUUUUUGUUUCUCUAUCAAUAUGUACGUGUGAUACUCGUGCUGGUUUGACAUAUCGUG
This is a messenger RNA of Nymphaea colorata (pocket water lily), 4541 nucleotides long. Its product is annotated as ATP synthase small subunit 6-A, mitochondrial-like. The transcript is spliced from 3 exons. The coding region runs from base 133 to 303 and encodes 56 amino acids. The record is from RefSeq and is a predicted model, not a curated record. Lineage: Eukaryota; Viridiplantae; Streptophyta; Magnoliopsida; Nymphaeales; Nymphaeaceae.